Molecule: messenger RNA, 606 nt
Organism: Cyphellophora attinorum
Lineage: Eukaryota; Fungi; Ascomycota; Eurotiomycetes; Chaetothyriales; Cyphellophoraceae
Product: 60S ribosomal subunit assembly/export protein LOC1
Exons: 1
Coding region: 1-606 (201 amino acids)
Biological process (GO): intracellular mRNA localization; ribosomal large subunit biogenesis
Cellular component (GO): nucleolus; preribosome, large subunit precursor
Molecular function (GO): mRNA binding
Source: RefSeq, a predicted model, not a curated record
AUGGCGCCGACCAAACCCAACAAAGGUCCGAAAAAGCCCCUGCCAUCACUGAAAGUGUCCGCGAAAGCCAAACCUCUCGCCCGCAAAUCCGCAUCAUCAUCCUCGUCCUCAAAAUCCAAAAUCAGCCGCCCACCACCAAAACAACAGAAGACCAAACCCGGCCUACACAACCCCACACCCGGCAAGCGAAAGGCUCCCAAAUACACAGACAAGCAGCUCGCGUUACCAUCCCUCAACUCCAUCAUCCCCGCCUCUCACGCCUCCAAAGCCGUCGGAGGCAAGGGCACGGGCAAGAAGAAGAACAAGGUCUUCGUCGAUGAUGUGGAAGCCAUGCAGACGAUAAUGAGUAUUGUGAAUGCGGAGAAGGAUGGUGUGAUUCAAAGUAAGAUGAUCAAGAUGCGAAGGCUCGAGGAAAUUAGAGAGGCGAGGCAGAAAGAGGCGGAGAAGAGGGAGGAGCGGAAGCGGGAGGUGCUGGAGGGGAAAAUGGAGGAGGUCAAGGGGAAGCGGAAGGCGAGAGGAAAGGAGUGGCCGAGGGAAGAGCAGGCGCAGUGGGAGACGAAACCGACUACAAACGGGAAGAAGAAGAAGAGCGUGGCUUUUGCUUGA